CUAGAUUGUCAUAUCACCUAUCCUAAACGUCUGUGUUAUGAAACACAAAUUGUUUAUUAACGAAUGUAUGUAUACAUCACAGCCAUAGAGCACAUAAAAACAAAUUUCAAAAUCUUAUAAGGCAUAGAUGGUUCCGUAACUCUUCCGCCAAACAAAUAUUAACUUUGUAUGCACUAUAAUCUUCUACCAUAACGCAAACUCUAAGCAUUUUUUAAGGAAUAUAAUAUUAUCUUUACUUUAUAAAAUAAAAUUAGGAUAAUUAGUUUUUGAUAUGGAGUUUUAUUCGCUUUCGUUCUUGGCAUGUUCGUGUUUUCUGGUGAUGUUUCGCGGGGUUGGAUGUAUUACGUUCAAGUCGAAUUCCGUCUCGCAGACCUUCCGAGUUCCUGUAAGGAAGUGCGAGGUUGGCUACGACAUGUUGGUUCUUCCUGGCAGCACGUGGACUGAAGGGUGCCGCGCAUGUCGAUGUGACUCGGAUGCAGGCAGAAUCUGCGUGGGGCCAAUUUGUCCGACCCCGUACCACCCGACACAUGACGAUCAUUGUAUACAGUGGUCUGCCGACAAAUGCUGUUGCGAAAGGGUCGGAUGUUUGAGUUACGGCGUGGUCUACAACUUCGGUGAAAUAUAUCCGAAGACACCCGAUUCUUGUGAAGAAUGUCUCUGUGAAGGAGGGCCGGGCCCGGAGAAAUGUUGGAGGAGGCACUGUUCAUUACGCUGUGUAGACGCCAAGCAGAUUCGGGGACACUGCUGUAAGCAGUGUGUCAACGGAGACAACUGCAGCAUACCUUCUUUAAAAGGCGUCGACGUCAUGAACAAUGUAGCGACAAAGAACCCACUACCUGUCAACAAUACUCGUCUCGUUUACAGUGACACAAUGCCCGGUCUAUUUUAUCUGUGUGUAUGCGUGGACCCUGGAGCAGCUGCAAUGUGUUUCCAGAAUAUGGCACUGUGAAUGUUAUCUACGCGGAAUAACUUCAGACAAUGAAGUGGUAGUGGACUCUUCUGAGCAAUACCCGUUCUUCAUAUGGAGUUCCAGAGUUAAUUUAUUACGAGGCAUUUUUUUACUUUUUCAUCUUUUAUUAUACCUUUUUAAAACUCUCAUUAACUUUAGUAUGUUUGUUUUCUGUUGAUCAGGAUCAUAAACAUUAUUUGCAUUGCGUUAUUUGUAUUUUUAUUUUAAUAUUCUAUCAUAUUUGUUUUGUUACUAUUAUGCUAGUUAUAUAUUUUAAUAUUUCUUCUUUUUAUGGUAAAUUGAUGUCAUAUUUUUCAUCAUCACCAUUAUUUUGAUGAUGAUGAUUAUUAUUAUUAUUAGUAGUAGUAGUAGUAUUAUGUUAAGAUUGAUGUAAAUAAAACUGACUAUUUCAUUAGGUAUUUUUAUUUUAUCUAAUUUUACUUUAUUUAAUGUUUAUCUUUUAUUUUUGGUUCUGCUUUAUUUUUCUUUAUUUUCGUUUUUGAUUUCUUAAUUUUUUUAAUUUUUUUUUUUUCGCCCCCACCCCGAGAUAUUGAUGAUUCUCUUCGACCACACAAUUAAUUUAUUUGUAGUCCAUUCACAUUUACGUCAGUAAUGACGUCAUGUAUAUAUUAAAGGCACGGUUACACGGCAGUCGAGCUUCAGCUAGUCAUACCUUCCGAUGACAAAAAAAACAAAACAAAACAAAACAAACAAAACAAGUUCAAAAUUGAUAAUUGUUUGAGAAAAGUAUUACUUUGUGACGCAAGGGCCGUACAUGGAUUUAGUUUGGAAAAGACGUCUAAAUUUAUUAGAUACCUGU
Messenger RNA from Gigantopelta aegis, 1769 nucleotides. RefSeq lists its product as uncharacterized. Lineage: Eukaryota; Metazoa; Mollusca; Gastropoda; Neomphalida; Peltospiridae. The record is from RefSeq and is a predicted model, not a curated record. Gene Ontology annotation, molecular function: protein binding; peptidase inhibitor activity. The transcript has 4 exons. The coding region runs from base 272 to 949 and encodes 225 amino acids.